AUGGCUGAGACUAUUCUCGAUCAAGGAAUUGGUUGGGGAACCGUUUUGGGAUUCGGCACAUUUUUUGCUAUUGUAAUGACACUUGUGACGAUGGCCCAAAAACGAUAUCUCCAAGAAGAACAAACUUCUGAAAUGUUUAUGACAGCUCAACGUUCUGUAAAAACUGGUCUUGUAGCCUCUGCUGUGGUUUCAUCUAUGACUUGGGCUGCCACACUUUUACAAUCAUCUUCUGAAGCAUAUAGAUAUGGCGUAUCUGGACCUUUCUGGUAUGCUUCUGGUGCUACCAUUCAGACACUGCUUUUCACUAUAACUGCGAUCGAACUUAAACGAAAGGCCCCGAAUGCACAUACUUUCCUUGAAAUUAUUAACGUUCGCUAUGGAAUGGUAGCCCACAUUGUCUUUCUAUUCUUCGGUUUGGCCACUAAUGUGAUCGUAACCGCUAUGUUGAUACUCGGUGGUUCAGCAGUCUUAAAUUCGCUUACUGGUGUCCACGUCAUUGCAUCUAACUUCUUACUUCCACUUGGCGUAACGAUUUAUACAUUAUUUGGCGGUCUAAAAGCAACGUUUUUGUCUGAUUACGUGCACACUAGUGUUAUAUAUAUAAUUAUUCUUUCCUUCUUAUUCAAUGUUUACUGCUCAUCUGAUAUUAUCGGUUCCCCAUCAAAAAUGUACGAUAUGUUAGUCCAUGUCUCUGAAGAAAACCCUGUACCUGAUAAUGAGAAAGGCUCAUAUGUAACUUUGGCAUCUUUACAAGGUUUAAUUUUUGGGAUUAUCAAUAUUGUUGGUAGUUUCGGGACCCUAUUUGCGGAUAAUGCUUAUUGGCAGCGUGCUAUCGCCGCUAGACCUUCAUCAACCGUAAAGGCGUAUUUGAUUGGAGGCCUAUCAUGGUUCGCAAUUCCAUUCACCUUGGCUACAACUAUGGGUAUCGCUGGUGUUGCUCUUGUUGGAGCCGGUAAAUUAGAACCUCUUUCAGAAAGUGAUAUUUCUGCAGGUUUAGUACUUCCAUUGGCUGCUACUGCUCUUUUAGGUAAGGCUGGUUCUUUCGCUGUGUUGGUCUUGGUUUUCAUGGCUGUCACGUCUGCGGCUUCAGCAGAACUUGCUGCCGUCUCAUCGAUUUACACUUAUGAUAUCUAUCGUACAUAUUUUCGCCCUGAUGCUCUUGGAAAACAAGUUAUUCGGCAAUCGCACAUUUCUGUUGUUACAUUUGGUAUAAUUAUGGGUGUAUUGGCUACCGCGCUUGGUUUCAUUAAUAUCGAUCUAGGAUAUGCGUAUUUACUUUCGGGAAUUAUUUCUUCCCCUGCUGUCGUUCCUGUUGCAUACGCAAUCGCAUGGUCAAAACAAAGUGGUACUGCUGCGGUUUCUGCUGCUUUAAUAGGUGUUAUUUGCGGUAUUUCAUCAUGGCUUAUUACAGCCAAAUCCCUUUAUGGUGAAAUUACAAUUUAUUCUACCGGCAAGAAUUAUUCUAUGUUAACCGGAAACCUGGUAUCAUUAUUCGUAUCAGGAUUAAUAGCUACAAUUAUGUCAUUGAUUAAACCUGCCAACUUUGAUUUUGAAGAAACAAGAAACAAGUUGAAAGUGUUAGUAGAUGAUGAAAAAUUUUCUAAAACCACCUACGAUGAUCCAAUUGAAAGGGAUCCUGUUAGGUUAAAGGCGGCUUUUAAAUUUGCUGUUACCAGUUCUGUUGUAUUGACAAUCAUCUUGAUAAUAAUUUGGCCUUUACCAAUGUAUUUCUCAAAAUAUGUGUUCACAAAACCAUUUUUUACGUUUUGGGUUGCUCUUUCUACAAUUUGGGCCAUUUGUGGUUCUAUUGCUUGUGUGAUUUUUCCUGUUGUUGAAUCGCGUAAUUCUAUUAUUUGUGUAUUAAAUGGUAUUUUGAAAGAUCUUAAAAAGUUAAUAACUAAGACUUAG
Funneliformis mosseae is the source of this 1908-nucleotide messenger RNA. Lineage: Eukaryota; Fungi; Glomeromycota; Glomeromycetes; Glomerales; Glomeraceae. The record is from the annotation of a GenBank genome assembly.